AUGAGCCAGAUAUUAACCGCUAGCCAGGCAGAAGAGCUGCACAAGUCUAUGGUCGCCUAUCUUUCAUCAAUAAAGGCUUCCCAAAGUUCCAACACAUUGCGCGAAGAGCUUGGGAUUGGCGAUAACUUCGAUGAGGCCACUUGCAAGAAGUAUGAAGGCUUGUUGGAGAAGAAAUGGACGGGGAUUGCUCGACUGCAGCGGAAGAUAUUAGAUCUAGAAUCCAAAAUUACUAGUCUACAAGCCGAGCUUGACUCGGUCCCUUCGAUGGCCCGAUCAAAACAACAUCAAGAUCCCGACAAUUGGCUUCCGGCACAGUCGUCAGCGCAUACGUUCGAAUCGCAUAGAGAUGCCAUUACAUCCAUAGCGUUCCACCCAGUUUUCACAUCACUCGCCUCCGGUUCGGAAGAUUGCACGAUCAAGAUAUGGGAUUGGGAACUGGGGGAGUUGGAGCGCACCCUUAAGGGUCAUAUGCGAGGGGUCUCCGGACUUGAUUUUGGUGGCCAAAAGGGCCAUACGUUGCUAGCUUCCUGUUCUGGCGACCUAACGAUCAAGCUCUGGGAUCCGAGCAAGGAUUACGCAAAUAUCCGAACGCUGCAUGGUCAUGAUCACUCGGUCUCCGCAGUCCGCUUCUUAACGUCGACGGAGAACUUACUUGUGUCCGCCAGUCGAGACGCUUCAAUCCGAAUUUGGGACGUGUCGACGGGGUACUGUGUGAGAACGAUUACUUCGAACAGCAUCUGGUUUCUGGACGUGUCCCCUUCAUUUGACGGUAAAUGGCUGGUGGCGGGCGGUCGGGACCAAGCCGUGACCGUGUGGGAGGUCUCUUCGGCUGAACCCCGAGCCGCGUUAUUAGGCCAUGACAACGACGUUCAAUGCUGCGUGUUUGCACCACCAGCAAGCUAUGAAUAUUUGGCUACUCUUGCUGGACACAAGAAGGCGCCGCUCGCAAGUAGCUCAUCUGAAUUCAUCGCAACCGGCUCCCGAGAUAAAACGAUCAAACUGUGGGAGGCCCGGGGAAGGCUAAUCAAGACACUUGUUGGCCAUGACAAUUGGAUCCGAGGUCUGGUAUUCCACCCGAGUGGGAAGUAUCUAUUCAGCGUCUCGGACGACAAGACCAUCCGUUGCUGGGAUCUUUCACAAGAAGGACGACUAGUGAAGACAAUCAGCAAUGCCCACGGGCAUUUCAUUAGUUGCAUUCGGUGGGCACCGCCUCCCCGCAACGCGGCCGCAGAGGCGUCUGAAACAACCAACGGAGUGUCCAAGAAAGCCCCUACAAAGCCCGCUUUCCAAUGCGUGAUCGCUACUGGAAGCGCGGACUCAUGCGUCCGGGUGUUUAAAUAG
Messenger RNA from Aspergillus terreus NIH2624, 1341 nucleotides. RefSeq names its product WD40 repeat domain-containing protein. Gene Ontology annotation, cellular component: cytoplasmic microtubule; microtubule associated complex; nuclear envelope. Lineage: Eukaryota; Fungi; Ascomycota; Eurotiomycetes; Eurotiales; Aspergillaceae. Gene Ontology annotation, biological process: nuclear migration; vesicle transport along microtubule; establishment of mitotic spindle orientation. Gene Ontology annotation, molecular function: microtubule plus-end binding; dynein complex binding. The transcript is spliced from 3 exons. The record is from RefSeq and is a predicted model, not a curated record. The coding region runs from base 1 to 1341 and encodes 446 amino acids.